This is a messenger RNA of Thunnus maccoyii (southern bluefin tuna), 3275 nucleotides long. Its product is annotated as cell death-inducing p53-target protein 1-like. Gene Ontology annotation, molecular function: zinc ion binding. The transcript is spliced from 6 exons. The coding region runs from base 703 to 1320 and encodes 205 amino acids. NCBI's taxonomy places the organism in Eukaryota, Metazoa, Chordata, Actinopteri, Scombriformes, Scombridae. Gene Ontology annotation, biological process: tumor necrosis factor-mediated signaling pathway; intrinsic apoptotic signaling pathway in response to DNA damage by p53 class mediator. The record is from RefSeq and is a predicted model, not a curated record.
UCGCUGUCAGUCAGUCGUUUUUACUCUGUGAUAAGAGCUAUUUAAGACAAAUAGUCCAUAACAUCAAUAACGUUAACAUCACUCGCAGCUUUAGCCUCCGCCGCUAGCGUACGUUACCUCGUCAAUUAACGUUAAUAAUAAUAAACUUUUGUGAUAAAUAAACGUCCCGGUUUAAGUUUACAUCAGCACUGGUUUUCGCUAGACUAGAUUACGUAAACAAGUUAUUCAUGGUUAGUUGUGCAAGUGGCUUUGAGCUGGAUUAUCUGGGAAAGGAUUAAAAAAAAAAACAUCAGCUAGGUAGCUUGUUGGUUAGCCGAGAAGCGUUAGCGUUCAUAUAACGUUAGGAGAAAUGGCUCCCAGUAAACUUUGAUGAGGUUGGAUUAUUUUAUAACAAACCAGCGGGAUCAAGACGUGUUACUGCGAUGAUGGUUCACUUAACUUUCAAGUGUUUUCACAUUGGUGUCGCAUCGCUGGGUGUUAUUUAGCUACAUGAGCUCGGGGGACAGUGUAGCUCCAUCACAGCCACUAAAGCUACAUUUUAAUUGUUUUUCUUGGAAAUUACAGAAGAAAAUCCACCAGAUUGUCAGAAAUCCAAGAAUCCAUGCUUUGGUACAUUUGCCAGACUCCUCAAGUGGAAUAUUUCUUGUCCGAGUAGCACCAGAGUGAAGGUCCAAAGGAGAGCUGUCCAGACAUCCGGCCAGUAUGUCCAGUGAUCCUCCUCCUCCGUACCCCGGAGGUCCUAGUGCCCCACUCAUUGAAGAGAAGAAUGGACAACCCGAAACAGCUCCUGUAAGAACUGCUCCUCAACAGGGACAGCCGUUGCCUCCAGACUAUGGUCCACCACCCUAUGAGGCCCCACACUUAGGCUUUCUCCCCCCACAUGUUCCUGGAGAGGGGCCCAUGCCCAUGCCAAUGCCACCACCACCACAAGGUGGCCCCUACCCCCCACCGCCCGGUCACUACCCUCACCCUAUUCCAGGACAGAUGGGCCCAGGUCCCAGUCACUUUGUCCACAUGGGAGGUCACACAGCGACCGUCCUGGCUCCUCCAGGAGCAGCCACCACUGUGACCGUACUGCAGGGCGAAAUGUUCCAGACUACACCGGUGCAGACUGUGUGUCCGCACUGUCAGCAGGCAAUCAUCACCCGCAUCUCCCACGAUGUGGGCCUCAUGAACACACUCUUCUGCCUCUUCUGCUUCUUUGUUGGGUGUGAUCUCGGCUGCUGCUUGAUUCCCUGUCUGAUUGAUGACCUCAAGGAUGUGACACACACCUGCCCUUACUGUAAGGGCUACAUUUACACAUACAAGCGUAUAUGCUAACCACCGACAGCUGUAUGCUACAGAGACAUGUUCAAGCACACAACAUAAAAUAUCACAGCUCCUCCUGCUGGUAGUGACAGGCUUUUCACCCCAUUUUUGCAAAAAGUGUUGUGUAGCCCUCUUAAUUUGUAAGUGCAGUUUUCUCAUUAGUUCACCGAAUAUUUACUGUAUAUAUCUUCCAGCGUGAUACUUUCAUGUAUAAACAUGCAUUUGAAAUGUACAGAUAUCUCACUGAACUACAGAAGACUUAGGGCACUAAAACAUCCACAGAGAUGGAUAUAGGCAGCAGACAUACAGGUGCAUCUGAUCCUGUAUGAAAGUGGAUAAAAAAGCUUGUAAUGUUACGCAUGUAAAUGGAAAAAAAAAAAAAUGAAGAAAAAAAAAACCAGUGGAUAGAUAAAUAGCCUCAGUUAGGGAAAGCUGUGAAAACGGUCACUUUAUUUGAAUUCAUCUGUGAAUCAUGCUGAGAAGCAAGCGCAUUGAAGUUAAACACGCUGGGUUAGCAUUUGUGUUUUUCCCUUCUAUUUAUUUUGAAUAUUUUAUCCACUAUUUUAACAAGUUAAUAUUGAAAACUGUGAACAUUUUUGUCCAUGUCUGAUAAUUUUGUUCUAACGGACCUAGUUUUUCAUUUUUAUCAUAAUCUUUUUUUUUUUUUUUUGAAUGUGUGCAAUCAAACCAUUUUCACUUUGAUAAACUGAUGUAUUUGCUGGUUUGGAAAAACAAAAGAUUGAUGUUACUCGCUUCAUUUUUUUUUUUUUUAAUCUUCUGGGCUUCAGUCAGUCGUCCCAAAAUGUUCGGUGAUUUACGGUUGAGCUGUUACGCAUCAGUACCCUCUGUCCAUGAUGUACCUAUUUAAUUAAGCCACCAUUUGCACUUUAAAGUUGAAAUUCACACCUGAUGCAACAUGAUGCAAAACAGCAACCUCAGCUACUCGUUUCUUUGACAGAUUUUGAUGCUGAGGAGGAAGAAAAAAAAAAAAAAAAAAGGUGACUUACAAUGUCAUCUCAUGAGUAAAAGCAGUGUGUAAUAUUGGCUUUUACUGGGUUUAACUUAGGUUUGGCAUUAACUGAGUGAAUCCCACCAUACAUGCACUUAUUCAGAUUAUAGUGUAAUCAAAAGCCGAGCUGACAUGCAGAGGGUGUUACUGUUACUGGCGGAGAUAACCCUGCAUGACAUCAGUAAUCUCGUGUCUUCUCUCUGGCUGUACGUCCGGUGUGAUGGGGGUCUUGUGUGUCACGGCCUGAUACACCACUUCACACUAGAUUAUCUUCUCAUUCAAACUGUCGGCUGCUUAUUUGUCGGUGCCACAGUAAACAGGUAGCUAGUUUAAAAUAGAAAAAAAGUACAUCGGCAAACAAGUUCUUGUGGUGGCAGGAUCAUCACAUAGCGGUUUUAGCCUGUAACCUCUCUAAUAAGGCGUCAGCCCUUUAAGAUGACCUGCAUUGCUCAGAUGCAUGUUAGAUAAUAAGCGCAGAUGUCUUUUUGACUAAUUACAAAAAUAUAGUAAUCUCUGCUAGGAAUAAGCUACAAAUAAAUGAUUGUAUGAGACAUCUCGCAAAGUUACAUAGUGAUUCCAUCGAGUUAAUAUUAACAAAGCAUCGUUCCAACACAGCAUGCCCUAUCUGCUUUUUCACCUUCGCUCACCAAGUGCAGAGUUUGGCUGCAUGAGCCACAUGUCUAAAGUUAAUAAUUCUCACGGACUAGUUCCUUGACUCUAUGUGCAUUUGAUUUCUUUUCUUUUUUUCCUUGAGGCUAGCUAAGCUGUGCAAGAAAGUCAAUUUUGAGUUUGAAGGACUGCAGUGAACUUUUAAUACGAAGUACUCUAUGCCAUUGUUGUGGAUAAUUCUGGUCUGCAUUGCUCUCUAAAUGUCUGUGAUAUGUAAUAACUAUGUAAGUCAAAAUUUGUUUGACUGUUGUAUACAGGUACUAUUUUAUCAAUAAAAAUCAGAACAUGA